ACCGCCUGACUGAGGAGGUGAAAGUUGCGCCACAGGAAGAUAAACCGCAAAAGACAAUAUUGCACAUGAUUUGCGUGUGCAUCGGAUGAGCAGGAGAGGGGAAAUUCCUCUCCACUACAAAAAGUAAAUAGAAAUAGGGUAUCGGAGUUUGCCUUGCACACUUAAGUCAGAGAAAUAGCAAGCAGAGACAGUUGUUAGAGAUUCCUCCUCUUUCAGUCUCCUCCGCUGUAGACUGAAGAUGCUCUUGGACGCAGGACCACAGUAUCCCACCAUUGGAGUGACUACUUUCGGCUCCGCCAGACAUCACUCAACAGGCGAAGUUACAGACAGAGAAGUGGCUUUGGGCAUCAAUCCGUUCGCCGACGGUAUGGGCGCUUUUAAAAUCAACCACGGCUCCCACGAUCUUGGUUCUGGGCAAACAGCAUUUUCCUCGCAGGCUCCCGGUUACGCCGCCGCCGCUGCCUUGGGACACCAUCACCACCCCACUCAUGUCAGCUCUUACUCCACCGCCGCCUUUAACUCCACUCGGGACUUUCUCUUUCGGAAUCGAGGCUUCGGAGACGCCACUAGCGCGCAACACAGUCUGUUCGCCUCCGCCGCUGGAAGUUUUGCCGGGCCACAUGGACACUCUGAUGCCGCUGGGCACCUGCUCUUCCCGGGUCUGCAUGAACAAGCGGCCACGCACGCCUCCUCCAACGUGGUGAACAGUCAGAUGCGGCUUGGCUUUUCCGGGGACAUGUACGGCAGGGCAGAGCAAUAUGGUCACGUAGCGAGUCCCAGGUCCGAGCACUACGCGUCGACUCAGUUACACGGCUAUGGCCCCAUGAACAUGAACAUGGCUGCCCAUCACGGGGCAGGGGCCUUCUUUCGAUACAUGAGACAGCCCAUAAAACAAGAGCUCAUCUGCAAAUGGGUCGAACCGGAGCAACUGACGAAUCCGAAAAAGGCCUGCAACAAAACUUUCAGCACCAUGCACGAGCUUGUGACCCACCUGACGGUGGAGCACGUUGGUGGACCAGAACAGUCGAAUCACAUGUGCUUUUGGGAAGAGUGUGCCCGGGAAGGAAAACCGUUUAAAGCAAAGUACAAACUUGUGAAUCAUAUCAGAGUGCACACCGGAGAGAAACCGUUCCCCUGUCCGUUUCCUGGCUGCGGAAAAGUAUUUGCACGAUCGGAAAAUCUCAAAAUUCACAAAAGAACGCACACCGGUGAAAAACCUUUCAAGUGUGAGUUUGAGGGUUGUGACAGGCGCUUUGCGAACAGCAGUGACCGUAAGAAACACAUGCACGUCCAUACCUCUGACAAACCCUAUCUCUGCAAAAUGUGUGAUAAAUCCUACACACAUCCAAGCUCCCUCCGGAAACACAUGAAGGUUCACGAGGCAACAUCUCAAGCAUCCCAACCCUCUCCAGCAGCCAGCUCGGGCUACGAGUCCUCCACGCCGCCCACCAUCGUGUCCCCUUCCACAGAAAACCAGAACAGCAGUUCCAUAUCACCAGCAUCAUCCACAGUCCACCACACGACCAGCCACAGCACUCUGUCGUCAAAUUUUAAUGAAUGGUACGUGUAAAUAUUUUCAAAAGACUGCAGAAUUAAGACUGCUUGGGAACCAGGACUCAAAAACAGCCUACUCUGGCGUGGACCUACAUACACACACAAUGUGAAGAAUCUUUCUUAAACGGCUGUCUAGAGAGAGCAUUGCAUGGACGGAGUGUACAAAGCUCUUAACAGCCUUUUCCAGAUUUCUCUCAAUUUCUUUUCUUUUACCUUUUUUACCUAUAUUUUCGGAAGAUGCACAGCGAACUCAAUUGCAUGCUACCAGCAGGUCAACGCCUGUAUCUUUUUUCCUUUUUUUGUACAUAAAGAUUCAUCUAGUUUAAAAUGUAAUAUUUUAUUUUGUAAAUAGUCAUAAUACAGUUUAAGGGAAUUUGUGAAAAAUGUGGUCCCUAGAUAUAUGGAAAUGAGAUGGUUUUACGAAUAUUGCGAUGAAUAGUCUUGACUGAAAAUAAUGUUAUAGUUUAUGUGUACCAAAUGUGAAUUACCCAGUAUUACCACAGUCUACACGUUUACCUAACCGAUUAGUAUUAAUGUGCUUUUGUAUCCAGUGCAACAUUUCGUCUGAAGUCCAGUCUGAGUAGCACACAGUUGUUGUUAUUUAAUGUCAUGUCGAUAAACCGUGUAGUGAAAGCCUGAA
Molecule: messenger RNA, 2194 nt
Organism: Triplophysa rosa
Lineage: Eukaryota; Metazoa; Chordata; Actinopteri; Cypriniformes; Nemacheilidae
Gene: zic1
Product: zic family member 1 (odd-paired homolog, Drosophila)
Exons: 3
Coding region: 239-1570 (443 amino acids)
Biological process (GO): regulation of transcription by RNA polymerase II; central nervous system development
Cellular component (GO): nucleus
Molecular function (GO): DNA-binding transcription factor activity, RNA polymerase II-specific; RNA polymerase II cis-regulatory region sequence-specific DNA binding
Source: RefSeq, a predicted model, not a curated record